Drosophila virilis is the source of this 2261-nucleotide messenger RNA. RefSeq names its product Peptidoglycan recognition protein LC (gene PGRP-LC). Gene Ontology annotation, molecular function: N-acetylmuramoyl-L-alanine amidase activity; zinc ion binding. Gene Ontology annotation, biological process: peptidoglycan catabolic process. NCBI's taxonomy places the organism in Eukaryota, Metazoa, Arthropoda, Insecta, Diptera, Drosophilidae. The record is from RefSeq and is a predicted model, not a curated record.
UUGAUUGGAGCCUCUCGAACGCGUCGCUGCUCGGUGAAUUGAAUGUGGCAUGCGCUUACCUUAAAAAAUAUAUAAACCAUAUACAUAUAUAGUAUUUAUACGUAUAGUAUACAACCUUUGUUUAAAAACAUCAACCAAAAUAUUACGUCGCUAACGUUUUAUAGUGUGCAGUGUAAUAGUUGUUGAUAAGUUGGUCUGAAUUGACUUUUGUGCACAUUUAUUCGCCGUUGUUCCGUCGGAGAUCGGCGCACGGAUGCCUUAAAUUGACGUAUAUUUACUUUCAGAUGCUCAUGAUGUGAUGUUUGCCUAGAGAGCUGGCCGGGCCACCAAAAACAUCAAAACGUUGCGAACAAGUUAUUCAGUCAAAAUGUUACGACAGCGAUGCAACAGCUACUAAGAGUAGCACCCAGGUUGACAGAAGAGGAAACGUUACAAAACAAAAGCAAUCACAAAUAACAGAAACCAAACAGUGCCAAAAAUGUAUUGCGACAAUGGAACGGAGUUAGGCACGAGCACAAAUUUAAAUACACACAGCAUAAACCGAAGCAGCGGCAAGAAUUGCAGCACAUCCUCAACAGAUUCGGGCGUCGGUUUGGUUGAUAAUGCAGUUACAAUCAAGGCGGGGUCAACGACCAAAGAUAACAAUAGCACGACAAGCAGAAAAUGUGAGGAAACAAAGGAGAAGUCCGAGCCGCAGGCGGUGGCGGAAGCAAAUCCCCAACGUAUCAGCAUUGAGGUUGAGGCAACAGUAAACCUCAACAAGCCAACAGCCAAUCGGUCGAAGAAAUCAUCACCCGCAGUCUCAAUACGCAGUACGACGAUCUCCAUCGUGUCUAUCGAUGAAAAUGCCAUCGAUUCCAGCUGCAUUGACAGCGACUCCGAGGCGGAAGCAGACGAGAGCUGCACGGUGCAAAAACUGGGCCAACAGGUCACCUACCCGCCACACAGUGCCGAGCUGACGCAGCUCAACAAAGGACUAACGGUGAUUAGUCGACAGGUGGUGCCCAGCACUGGUGAGGUGCCAUCGCCGCCCACAGCACCCGAUAUCGUGGCCAAGCAGCUGCUCAAUGGCAAUCUAAAUCUGGCAACGCCAGCAACCCCAUCCUCGCCGCAGCAAAUCGGCAGCAUUGCGUUGACCAACACUACAGACGUUACUUUUGGUGAUAAACACUACUACGAGGGACCUGUCACGAUACAACAGAUCCUGAUCGAUAGUCGCGAAAAGUGGAAAACGCUCGAUGGUGAAUCGGGUGGUCAGGAUAAUCCCGGUUUUAAUCCACAGUCAACGUCAAAUGGCAACGCUUCAGGUGCCAAAUUAAAUGAGUCCUGCAAGGAGCCUGUGAUUUGCCCGUUUCUGUCACAUACAAUCGGCCGCAAAGCCGUUGUUAUAACAUCAGCCUUUGCGAUUUUAACGUUAGUCUUGAUCGUUAUACUGGCAACCACCACAAAUCUCUUUGGCAAGACGUUAAAUAAAAGUAAGCUUGGUGAUGGCGACGAUUCCAGACAAAAUAUUCCAAUCAAUUCAACAAUAGAUCAGGACAAUAUUGGUGGUGGCUUGGUCUUGAGAUUUGUGCCGCGUGCUGCCUGGCUGGCCCAGCCACCACAGAAACAACUACCCGACCUGGCUCUGCCUGUGCCCAUGGUCAUAUUAUUGCCCACAAACUCAGAGAACUGCAGCACCCAGGCGCAGUGCGUGUUCCGCGUACGCUUCCUCCAGACCUUCGACAUUGAAUCGCAGCAGAAGGAUGACAUAAGCUUCAAUUUUCUCAUUGGCGGCGAUGGCAAUGUCUAUGUGGGCCGAGGCUGGGAUGUGGUCGGCGCCCACAUGCACGGCUACAAUACGCGCAGCCUGAGCCUCGCCUACAUUGGCUCCUUUCGGCAUCAGCGCCCAUCAUCGAAGCAGCUCAGCGUCACCCAUUUGCUGCUCGAGCGCGGCGUCGAGCUGGGCAAAAUAUCGUCAAACUAUAAGCUGGUAGCUGCCAGCACAUUGGAGCCAACAAUUACUGAAUACAACGCGGAGCUGUUGUAUCAAAGCUUCGCCAAUUGGACACACUGGACAACGGCAGCCUAAGCUAUCCAAAAAUAAUUGAAGUCAUGACUGGUUUUGUUUUUCUCUAUUUGAUUAUGUGGCAUAUUUCCCUAAGCUAGUAGACGUAAGCUUUCAAUACAAAAUUGUGAUAUUAUAAAAAAACAAAAAACAAAAAAAUUAUGAUGAAAUUAUGAAUAAUGAAUUAUACUCUCUUAUUUUUAACUCACCCUAA